UUUAUUAUUAUUACGGCCAACGUGCACAGGACCAAGAUAGAUGGAAAUGUAGGGAGAGUUUCAAAAGAGGGAAAGGGGGCGUGGCUUGGGCCAGAGCGAGGGCCCUGAUUGGCCCAGAGGGAUGCAGCUGCCAAAGCAGGGAUGCUCAGGGAUUAGCGGUCCAAGCCAUUGCCUUGCAUUGCAUUGCCGGCCCUUCGCUCUCAUUGCCUUCCUGCUUUUUUGCAUCUCCGUCUCAUGGAAGGCUCCCGGCAGCAUGAGUUCCGCCGGAAUCCAUCAAGGCUACCUCCGGAAGUAUGGCGGCUUCCUCUUUAAGCAGUGGAAGGAGAAGUUCCUGCUGCUCUCGGUGGACGGGAGCCUGCUGGUGUGUCCGGACGCGCACUCCCCGGCCGAGAUGGGCAUCGCCUUGGGCAGCGGCUGCCAGGACAUCCUGGAGGGCGGCCAGAUCCGGGACCUGCCGCCCCUCCCGCUGGGCGCCCAGAGGGACAGCUGCCUGGGCCUGCGCCUCCGCCGGGGGAAGGUCCUGCUCCUCCUGGCCCCCGACCGGCAGCAGUGCACACAGUGGCUCAACAUACUGAGGAAAGUCAAAGAGGGUUUCUCUUUCGGCUCUCCUUCUCGUUGCAAACUCCACAUCGACUCCCCAGGAAGGAAAAGCUGCCGGAAAGAAGGGAGCCUCGGGGAGAGCGGAUGCAGCAAUGGGGGGUCUCCCAGCAGAGAAGGGUCGGGCUCCGUUCCCUGCUCCCCGCACUGCUUGCGCCACGGGCCCUGCUCCCGGCCAGGGGUCAAGGCGGCCUGCAUCCUGGUGGGGGGCGCAGCGGCCGGCCCUUCCAUGGGCUACAUGGUCACUUCGGCCGGCGCCGGCCACCCGGCUGAGUCCCACCUGCCAGACUUCAAGGAGCUUGGCUACCACCCUUCUGCUUGUGACGCUGUGGCCGAGGCGCACUACGAAUCCCUGGACUGCGAGGGGCUGGAUCAUGACUUCGAUAGCAUGCUGGACUUUGGGGGGUUCGCCUUCUAGUUAAUGCGGUUCGAUGCCACUUGGGCCGAUACGGGAUCUUGUGACUUGUAGUUUCCCCAAGGUCUUGAGCCUCCUUUGCCAAAGAGUGCUGAGCUACAACUCCAGUGUCAAACCGCAUUAAGUCGAUAGUGUAGAUGCUCCCUCGGUUGGGAGGAACGCAAAGGGCUCAAUGGCUCCAGAUGCCUGGCAUCAAAAGGUGCCGGUCUUCUUCCAUGUUUGUUUUAUUGUGCAUUUUUUGUUGUCUUCAUUGUCGGUGGGAUCAAGGGCUGGGCAAUUUUGUUGUCUUUUUCCUCCGUGUUUUGCAUUCAAUAAAGUCUUUUCAUGGACUAUAA
Anolis carolinensis (green anole) is the source of this 1347-nucleotide messenger RNA. RefSeq lists its product as uncharacterized. Gene Ontology annotation, biological process: regulation of cell differentiation. The coding region runs from base 122 to 1015 and encodes 297 amino acids. Lineage: Eukaryota; Metazoa; Chordata; Lepidosauria; Squamata; Anolidae. The transcript has 5 exons. Gene Ontology annotation, cellular component: membrane. The record is from RefSeq and is a predicted model, not a curated record.